AUGACGCAGCACGAGGUUCUGGACCUGGGAACGACGAUCUCGUCACUCCCAAAGGCACCGUCCUCAAAUCUCCGCUCAGAGGUUCGCACACUCUUACAAUCGCCCAACUCCGGAAUCCCAAUACUUGUAGCCCUAGACGAUGACCCGACAGGAACUCAAACAUGCCACAAUAUUCCAGUCCUAACAGUAUGGGAUGUCCCAACCCUGACCAAUACCUUCCAGACCACAAAUCCCGGCAGUGGUUUCUUCAUUCUCACUAAUUCCCGAGCCUUGCAUCCUGGACCAGCAAGGGAGCUCAUUGUUGAGAUUUGCACCAACCUGCAAGCUGCUUCUAAGGCCGCUGGUACCACAUUCGAGGUUGUACUUCGAGGCGACUCAACUCUACGAGGUCAUUUUCCGCUAGAACCAGAGGCCGCGGAGUCCGUGCUCGGUGAGGCGGACGCCUGGAUCUUGUGCCCCUUUUUCCUUCAAGGAGGGCGGUACACCAUCAAUGAUGUGCAUUAUGUCCUUGACGAGGACGGAAAGCGGAUAGUGCCCGCUGGCCAGACACCAUUCGCUAAGGAUGCCACCUUCGGUUAUCGAAGCUCCGACCUGAAAGACUAUGUAGUUGAGAAGGGUAAAGGAGCAAUCUCUGCUGAGAGGGUCACCAGUAUCAGUCUUAACACGAUCCGAACGGGAGGAGCAGAUGCAGUGCUUGAUCAAUUCAGAAGUCUACCAAAACGGUCAGUGGUAGUCAUCAAUGCUGCUGCGGAAGAAGAUAUGGACGUAGUCGUCCUCGCCAUCCUGAAAUCUGCCGCGGAAGGAAAGAGAUUUUUGUUCCGGACCGGGGCGGCGUUCGUGUCGGCGCGCCUGGGGAUAUCACCUAUCCCGCCGAUCUCAGCCAAGCAACUGUCUCUUACGCCAGCUGCAGGUGGACUGAUUAUUGCAGGAUCUUAUGUGCCAAAGACUACACUUCAACUAGAGAAGCUGAUUAGUAAGAGUGGUGAUAGACUGACGACUGUCAUCAUGGACGUGCGAAAGUUAUUAGAGUCAUCAGAGUCUAGUGCCAAGGAAAUUUCUCACGCCAUCGAAGUCGCAGAGAAACAGAUCACAAAUGGCCAGGAUGUCCUCGUUAUGACGAGUAGAGAGCUGAUAGUUGGCGAGGAUGAAGUUAAGAGCUUGGAUAUUGGGUCGAUUGUGGCGAAAUCGUUGGUUUCAUUCCUCGUCGACUUGAAAACUAAGCCACGAUAUGUGAUAGCCAAGGGUGGCAUCACGUCCUCAGAUAUGGCAACCAAGGGUCUACGGAUGAAGCAGGCUCUGAUAGUGGGUCAAGCUGCGCCAGGUAUUCCCCUAUGGAGAUGCGAUGAGCCAGAGUCAAAGUGGGCAGGCCUACCAUACGUAGUUUUCCCUGGCAAUGUAGGCUCGCCAGAAACGUUGUAUGAGGUCGUAGAGAGAUGGAGAGUCACUACUUAG
This is a messenger RNA of Phaeoacremonium minimum UCRPA7, 1452 nucleotides long. RefSeq lists its product as uncharacterized. NCBI's taxonomy places the organism in Eukaryota, Fungi, Ascomycota, Sordariomycetes, Togniniales, Togniniaceae. Bases 1 to 1452 code for a protein of 483 amino acids. The transcript has a single exon. The record is from RefSeq and is a predicted model, not a curated record.